GCGGCUUGCCACCCACACUGCCACCGUCCCUUGGUUCCUGCUCCCAGCCUUCAGCAGAGGGGGGAGUGGGGGAGCUUGCAAAUAAGUGCAGCUUAUUUUCUUUGAGUCUUGAAGUUCAGUCCAGAGGCGAAACGGCGACUACAGCCGAAUUCCUCCCUUUCAUUUGCCUCCCCAUGGAUAUGCAUUGCAAGGCAGACCCCUUCUCGGCUAUGCACCCAGGGCAUGGGGGUGUGAACCAGCUCGGGGGGGUAUUUGUCAAUGGCAGACCUCUACCUGAUGUGGUGAGGCAGAGGAUAGUGGAGCUGGCCCAUCAGGGCGUGAGACCCUGUGAUAUUUCCAGGCAGUUGAGGGUCAGCCAUGGUUGCGUAAGCAAGAUCCUGGGCAGGUACUAUGAGACAGGCAGCAUCAAGCCGGGAGUAAUUGGUGGAUCGAAGCCUAAAGUAGCCACGCCGAAAGUGGUAGAUAAAAUCGCAGAGUACAAGCGACAAAACCCCACCAUGUUUGCGUGGGAGAUCCGGGACAGACUGCUUGCAGAGGGGAUCUGUGACAAUGACACCGUGCCGAGCGUGUCCUCUAUAAACAGAAUUAUCAGAACUAAGGUGCAACAGCCAUUUCACCCAACACCAGAUGGAUCCGGAACGCCAAUUAGCGCACAGGGACACACUAUCGUUCCCAGUACAGCAUCUCCUCCUGUAUCCAGCGCCUCCAAUGAUCCCGUAGGCUCUUAUUCCAUAAAUGGGAUCCUGGGUAUACCUCGUUCAAAUGGUGAAAAAAGGAAACGCGAUGAAGACGUGACUGAUGGUUCGGUUCCAAAUGGAGACUCUCAGAGCAGCGUGGAGAGCUUACGGAAACAUCUACGCGCAGACAACUUCACCCAGCAACAGUUGGAAGCGUUAGAUCGAGUGUUUGAGCGGCCAUCGUAUCCUGAUGUUUUUCAGACUUCAGAACACAUCAAAUCUGAACAGGCAAAUGAAUACUCCCUUCCAGCACUAACCCCUGGCCUGGAUGAAGUCAAAUCUAGUUUAUCAGCCUCCGGUAAUGCAGACCUUGGAAAUAAUGUGUCAGGACCUCAGAGCUACCCAGUGGUAACCGGUCGAGACAUGUCAAGUACAACCCUGCCCGGUUACCCUCCCCAUGUUCCUCCAACGGGACAAGGAAGCUACCCCACCUCAACCCUGGCUGGAAUGGUGCCUGGCACCAACGUUUCGGUCCACCAUUCGGUCCAGCCUGUGGAGUGCUGCUCAUGUCUGUCCAGCUCUAAACCAUGUCUGUUUCACUGCAGGACUGGGAGUGGAAGUGAAUUUUCAGGAAAUCCCUACAGUCACCCUCAGUACACAACAUACAAUGAAGCAUGGAGGUUUAGCAAUCCAGCAUUACUAAUGCCACAUCCAGGGGCUCCGCACCUCCCACUGCUGCCACUGCAUAUGACCGCCACUAGUUACCAUGGAAACCACAUGAAACUACAUGGCGAGAACUUAGGCCUCCAUAUUGUACCUGUGUGAACGUCGUCAUCCUGGGAAGAAGAGCGUCUCAUCUCGUGCCUCCAGAAAUCACUCCACUACAGCUACUGAUUCAACUCAGCUGCAAUGGGUUGAAAUUCUCUCUUCUUGUUGUUACUUUAUACAUACAGUAGCUAACUGAGCACCCAGCAAACACAACCUGACACCGGAGCCCUUUUGCUGCAAAAGAGAGGCCCACAGAUUAAUUUAUACUAUGGAUUUUGGGACCUUAUGGCAGUAAAGUGUUUAAAAUGUCAGUGCUAUUAUGUUAAAAACAGCAAUGCAAAGCAUCAAGACAUUGUUCUUAGACUCCAGAAACAAAUAUGUAUUACAAUUAUAGGUGGAAACAAUUUGUACACGAGAAAAAGAAAACAAGGAGAAGGCUUAAACAUUUCCGCCAUAAAAUGCGUUCCAUCAGUGAGACCUACUAAGAAAAAUUAGUGGACAGAGUAGUCACGAAACAGUAAGCAACUGGAGGACUGAAGAAAUGUAAAAGUUUUAAUAGAGUUGUUUCACCGUCCCCUCCUGCCUUGGAUCGGACGCCCGUCUCUCACCCUCCGCUCCUUUUGCUGGCAUGUCACAGACUCCAUGUGGACACCAUCCCUGUGAAAAACAAUCAGCUCAGAGGAGAAGACAGGAGGACAGUUUCAAAGUCAAAUGAUAAACAGAAAAAGAAUAAAAAAUAAAAUAUAUGAAUAUAUAAAUAUAUAUAUAAAAUACACUGUUUUUAUGCUUUAUCAUGAAGGUCUGUAAAAAAAAACAAUAGACAGUUUUUCUAUGAAAAAAACAAAAACAAAAAAUGCUGAAAAUGAAGAGAAUGUCGUAGGAUCAUGUAAAGAAGGCAGUUCUUGAAUUGUUGUUCCUCCUAGGUUUUUUUUUUUGUUGCACUAGUGUGUCACGGUCUGAUAUCAGGAACAAUCUCUGAAUCAAAAUCAUUGUAAAAACAACAAUAACAAUACAGGAUAUGGCUUUGUAAAUUCAAUAUUUUUGUUCUGAUUGAAAAAUGGCACUUACGUCAGGUUUACAGACAGUAUGCAUUUCCAGUUAUUUAAAUGGAAAAAAAGGACACAUUGAGUUUGACCCAACCUCUAGCAGGGCAGGCAUGUCUGAAUUUCACCUAUAUGCCACUCUACGCUGCUUUUGUUUUACUACCCUCUCCUUACCCCAAUUGCAGCUGAGAUCCCUUACCCUAAUCCCCAUAAUGACCCAUAUGUCCUGUGUAUAAAAGAAAUAAACAUAUUCUACUAGCAAUUAAACUGAUCAUUACAUUUGUUUAUGCUGAUUGGCAUACACACAUAAAUAUUGUUAUAAGGUGAUUAAACAUGUGUAGGUAGUGGUACCCUGCUGCACCUAAAUUUCUGCCACCCGGGGCCUAGUGACAUGGUUUUACAACAAAUCCACAAGGCCCUGCUCACAGCGCCUGGAAUAUUGAGAUGACAAAACGCAUCACGUCUUAGUAGUAGGUAGUAUCAUCAAACUCCUUUAAGAUAAAGCUUAUAUUUCCCGAUCCAGCUGAAGUGUAUUUUUGCAUGAUCAUAUUGAUGUUGGAAAUUGUGUGUUCAAGACAGAGAUUAUGGAGUCUAUUUACUACAUCUGUGGGUGGAGAUAAAGUACCAGCCAAUCAGCUCCUAAAUGUCAUGUUACAGACUGUUUGACAUAUGACAGUUAGGAGAUGGGUGGCUGGUACUUUAUCUCCAUACACUUUAUAUCCAUCCAAGGCUUAGUAAAUAGACCCCUAUUAAUGGGAACUCCAAGUGUAACCAAAAACAGGGUAAUACCCUCCAAAUGAUGGAGAUCCGAUUUGAUUAUGCAAUUUGCUGUGCAUAAAAUUUCCCUUUAUCUGCACUAUAUUAACACCCAAACAGUAGGGAGAAUAACGGCUAGCAAGCAAUGCGCUUUGGUGCCGCGCUUUAGUGCAGCUGCUGACAACUUGUGGACCAUGUGAAAUAUUAAAAUACCGAUUAACAGAAUAGUUGAAAACAGAUUUGAAAUGCAGUAUAAACACAUAAAGCACCUAACACACAACACCUUGAUGGCUUUCAUCUAAAGGUUGUUUAUAUUCCCUUUAAUCAAAGAAGAUAUUAGGGCUUCCACUUCAAAAACAUUUAGGGGGGAAUUCAAAUGUUUGAAAAGUCGGUUGGGUGUCUAUUUUUUCCUGUCUAUUACAUAGGAAAAAACAGACGCCCAACUGACUUUUCAAACAAUUGAAUAUCCCCCAUAGUGUUCUGCCACAUUAAAUAUAUACCUGAUUCAUUUAAAUCAUUAUAUUUUAUAUUACACUAGAUUGACUCUUCUCAAAACUUGUGCUUAUGCCAAUAAUUCUGCAUGCAAUGUGGAAGGAUCUACUGCCAUCUGUACAGUACGUUACAGUUGAAAUGCAGUCUGCGUCGACACUGACGCAAUCUUCAGGCAUACAGGGAGGAGCUGAUCUUCAUGCAGGCCCAAAAAUAUGUACAUGUGGAUGUAGCCUCAAAUCUGCUCAUUGUUUAGUCUCCCCUACAUCCUUUGGGCUUUUGAUAUUAUCAUUAAAGUGGAACUUAAUUUAUUAAAAGAAAUGAAGUUUGCUGACUUUAAAUAAACUAUCUGUGAGGUAUUUAUCUAUACAUGAGAAAUUGAUAAAUGGGUGUUAUAAAUUACUUUAUUCUGCUUUGAAAAUUUAUCUUCACCUGAGUUGGUGGUGCACUGUUGUUUCAUAAAGUGGUUGGUGAUGUUCAUUACACCCUUACAGCAAAGGAAAUAGAAUUUGCCUGCUCUAAAUGGUUGUAGGUUUUUACUAAGAGGACAGUCUAUUAAUUGAUUAAGAUUAUACAUAUACUUCCACUUUAACUUUCAUUUCCUGACCUGUGCUAUAGACUGUGGUGACCUUACAGCUCUAGCUACAUGUUUUGUGUACAAGCCCUCACACAUCACUAGUGCAUAUUUUCCAGAUAUCCUCAUAGGAGAUAAGUUGAAUUUGUCAUGUUGGUUACAAAUCUGUACACCUAUGAGAAGAUCCAUGUGAAGAAUGGGUUACAUACCUUUGAGUGACAUUUUUAAAGCCCUCCACAUAUAACCCUCUUUUAGGGUUGUUCCUGCACAUGUGCAUUCUCUAUUCCAAUGUUCCAUUGAGGUAUAUUCAGUAGUGUCAAAAUGGAUAUAUAAAGCCACUCAGAGUAUAGAACAUUGCUCCCUAUGGAGGUAGGCUUAUCUUUAUAUAAAAGCUUUGUGUGCCAAGUGCUUUAGCUUUCACACUGAAAGCUUGUGUGUAUAGACUAUGUUAUUUCAAUAGAAAACAAUAAUUCCUAUUGUAAUGACAUGCUACUGAGUGCAUCUCAUAUCAACAGGACACAAGCACAGAGAAGGUGCUCAUAUGCAAGAGCAAUAACUUUUCAGACAGUGUCAAAACUUACACCCCAACUCCCCUAGUCAUUUGGGUUGAUGCCUAAGAAAGUGGGGAUUGAGCAUCAUAUCAAUACUACAGUGUUAGAGAAGUAGAAAAUGGGUGUUUCCUUUUCUUUACUCAUUUUAUGGUCCUAUAAUAAUAUCAUAUCUCAUCCAUGUCUUUACAAAUAGAAAGUCGAAUGCAAGCACAUUGUCCAUUUACACCCUUCAUGGGAAUUACAUUGCAGUAAAGCAAAACAACUCAACAACCACAAAGAGCAGAAGAUGUUAGCUAACAAUAGGAAUUAUCAGGAGGAAAAUAAAGACUCGGAAACUAACUUAAUAUGCUGAAAAAGUUAAAACAAAACAAAUAUUAGAAUUUCACUGAGUUUGACGAAUAUGUAUUUUUUGCAACUCUGCUGAUUUCUCCCCAAAAAAUUUUAAACCCCAAAGCCAGAUUCCUGUUCCCCUCCCUGUGUUUAUUUAUGUGAUGCCUAUGCAGUAUUAUGCCUGGUUUGUGUUAUGCCGACACUGAAUCUAUGCGAUACUAUUGUAUGGCAGAAUCCAGUUUCACAUGAGUGCACUCCACUAGAUCUAUAGAAACACUUGACAAUGGCAAUUAGUUACAUUUAUUUGACAUCAAAACAAAAUGGUUGCUGCUUUGUAGAAAGAUGACGUGUGUAAAGUGAAGGAUAUUUUGUCUUGUAUAUAAGUUCAUCUGCAUUUCAUUACACAUGCUAUUAAAUGAAGCUUUCAUCAUGUAGAUAACAACACAAUGUCUGUAUGUUGCAAGUCUUCUUGUGCUUAUUGGAGAAAAUAAAAAAGGAAAAAUGUUUCAAAUAAAGCACAGCAUGAACGUUAGCGGCUCGCCGAAGUUUGCGGGUUUUACAAAUAGCCUUAUAGGUUGAUUUUUUUAUUUGCCUCAUUUUGACACAAAAGAAUCGUUUAAAGGUAUUCUAUGCAAACACAAUGUUCUGCAUGUUUCUCUAGCCCUUCUUAUCAUUUUUACACUGCAUAUUCCUAGCUCCCUUGCUUCCAGCACAGAUCAGAAUUGCUAUCUUUUUUUUACAUUCAAUAAAAAAAAAAACUACAACUAAAAGUCAUCAGUGAUUCACAAUGCCAACCCUGAACCUAAAGUUUGGUUUGAAAUUCAUUAAAAUUGGUUAUUUGUUUCUACCAUUUAGUGUUAGCUCUCUACUGUUGUUUGGAGUACGUGCUAUAGAGAAUGAGGCCCAAAAUAACGUGUUGUUAUAAACCCCUUUUUGUACAUUCCGUUAUUGUGCUAGUGACAAUAUGCACACAACUUGUUUCAUGGUGGAAAAGUCUGCAUGCUUUAUCAUGAUUGUUUUUCCAAUGGUCAAAAAUAAAAGUAAAAAGACUUCAGACAAAAAUUAAAAAAUAUAUGAAUUCUUAGAAAAGGAAAGUUUCUAUUCAUAAAAUUUUCCUUUGAGACAAUCAGAUUCCCUGUUUGACCAAUGCAACAAUGGACUAGAAGAACGUUGGGAGAGGAAGUUAGCACAAGAGUGGAAUUGGGAGGUGGCAAUGCUUUCCUGUCUAAUUAAAUAUACUUACUAUUUAUUGAUUCUGCAGUUUGUUUGAAGUUGGCGAAAAUGUAUAUAAAGAGACAAUUGUAAAAGAAAACAAUGUAAUGAUGCAACUGCAGCGUACAGCGUACAGGCCAUUCUGCCUUCUUUGACUCGGGUACAAGAGACACGUCUGUGCAACAACAUUUGAUCAGACGUGUUUGACUGAAGCCACAGUGGCUUUGAUCAUCGCUUCAGUUGUUCAACUCUUUUUUCGUGCACAUGACAAAUAAAUUCUUUUGUAUGUCA
Pseudophryne corroboree (corroboree frog) is the source of this 6691-nucleotide messenger RNA. RefSeq names its product paired box 2 (gene PAX2). NCBI's taxonomy places the organism in Eukaryota, Metazoa, Chordata, Amphibia, Anura, Myobatrachidae. The transcript is spliced from 11 exons. The coding region runs from base 174 to 1502 and encodes 442 amino acids. Gene Ontology annotation, molecular function: DNA-binding transcription factor activity, RNA polymerase II-specific; RNA polymerase II cis-regulatory region sequence-specific DNA binding. Gene Ontology annotation, biological process: regulation of transcription by RNA polymerase II; anatomical structure development. The record is from RefSeq and is a predicted model, not a curated record.